CUAUCGCUAUCGCCCGAAAAAGUUUCCAAUUGGGGCCGGUCCCCGGCAGCAGCUCACGUGAGAUACCGGCCAGCAACUGAACCAAAAGGUACCUGGAAUUUGGACCAGUGAGGAGCGAGUGUUUGCCAUACGGGAGCUAGCACAAGAUGGAACUAGUCUGUGCUUAUCCGGCAGGCAAAUGUGGGGAAGAUGCGGGUGCCCAGACCCCAAGCGGCGGGCGGUGACAAGCUGCACAAAAAAAAAAAUCCAAUUGAAGCAGCUCGAUGUGGGGUUUGCGCCUGCGCGACAGCAGUUUCAGUGUUGACUUGGAGACCGCGCUGAUUGACCAAAAAACACCCAUAGCCAAAACUUUGCGACAAGAACAAUAGCGUCCAGAGAGACUCUCACAACAAUAGUACUCGUCGCUCCAACUCUAGCUUCCUAUUGUUCGCUCGCUUCAAUAGCCUUCGAGUCACUUGUCCCACUUCCUCAAUUCCCACGGUACUCUCAAUCCAUCACCUUCACAUCACAUCGCAACCAUGAGCGACGCUGCUGUCAACCAGCCCGAGGUGGCCGCUGCCGCCACCGAAACCCCCGCCGUUGAGCAGACCACCGCUGCCCCUGUGGCCGAGGUCGAGAUGGCUGAUGCUGCCCCAACUGAGGCUGCCGCUGAGAAGUCGGAGGAGAAGGCCGAGGAGAAGACCGAGGAGCAGACUGGUGCCACCAAGCCGCUUCCAAUGCUCAAGACCACGGCCAAGAUCGACACCAACUACAAGAACAACAGAAAGUACGAUCCUUCUACUCAGGAAGUCACCGACGACCCCGUCCAGAUUCGCGCUCAGGUUGAGUUUUGGUUCAAUGACAGCAACCUUCCCGGCGACAAGCACAUGUGGGAACAGACCGGUGGUCCCGAGAACAAGCCCGUUUCCCUCAAGCACAUUUGCAACUUCAAGCGCAUGCAGCGCUUCCAGCCCUACAGUGCCGUCGUGGCUGCUCUUCGCGACAGCACCCUUCUCGAGGUCUCCGGCGAAGAAGGCGAGGAAGUCAUCAAACGCAAGGUUCCCUAUGUUCUCUCCACGCUCUCGCCACAGGAACGCCAAGCCAGAAGCGUCUACGUCAAGGGCUUUGGCGACGAGCACGGUUCCAGCCAGUUUGAGAUCGAGCAAUUCUUUUCCCAGUUCGGCAAGGUUCAGCACCUUAAGCUCCGCCGCACCAACGAGAACCUCUUCAAGGGGUCCGUGUUCGUUGAAUUUGAUUCGGAGGAGACUGCCGACGCCUUUGUCAACAAGGAGCCUGCCGCAACGUGGAACGGCCAUGAGUUAUUGAUCAUGAAGAAGGGCGAGUAUUGUGAAAUGAAGGCGAAAGAGAUCAAGGAGGGCAAGAUCCAAGCAUCAAACUCCCGCAAGUCCACCUUCUGGGAGGGUAAGGAAAAGACCUCGACCCGUGGCGGUCGCGGUGGCGCUCGUGGUGGCCGCGGUGGCCGUGACAACCGCAAUGGCGAUAACAAUGAGGAUAAAAAGAAUGGUUUCAAGGGUGGUCGUGGUGGGCGUGGCGGGCGUGGCAGGGGAGGUCGCGGUGGCCGUGGUGGCAACAGGGAUAAUAAUAAGGGACGGGAUGGGAAGAGGGAAGAGAAAAAACCUGCCGUUAACGACGGCGAGAUGCCUACCAUUCAGGCCACGAACGAAAAGGGCGAGGUCGUCGCCAAGCCUGCCGAGGCUAACGGCAAGCGCGCCCGCGAGAACGACGAGGCGGCUGCUCCCCCGGCCAAGAAGGUCGACACCAAGACCGAGACUGCCGCCGCGCAAUAAAGGAGAGAGGGAGAUUUACGACUCGAUGUGGAGAUUUUUUGCAGCAUCAAGGAUAAAAAAAGGUACAUUUCAUUCAGGCCAUCGACACCACAUUUGCAUCUUCCCUUUUGACGGACAGAUUGGGGACUGUCAAAGAUAUCCGGAUGCUUUGCGUUGUAAAAUUAGAGAUUACUCUGGGCUGGCGUUUUAGGGCGGGUCACGUUGGGGGCUCUCUGGUUCUUUUUUCCAUACCGGACAGGUUGAUUUUAGGGGAAUAUUAUCAGCGUUUUGCUAUCAAGUGGUUUGAUGAGAUGAAUGGUGAUUUGUGUGACUCUUUCAAACCAUGUGCGUUUUGUAAGUGACAUGAUUGAUAUACUAUAACACGCAUUUUUUGGGGGGACUUGAGAAACAGACAUUUUGUUGCCGGGUUUCCAAAUUUGUGUGUUGAAAUAUUGAUCGUUUGAGACGAAGAUGGAAUUAGCCUAUCGUGUCUUUUGAUGAACGUUGUCGUAAAACUCACAUUCUCGCCGUGCCCUUGUAAUCGCCAUGAUGCUGGAAUCCUAUCAUCAUCAGUGGCCAUGUUGAUCUAGCGUGGAAUAUAUCUCCUCGUUGUGGUGGCCGUCCUCGAUUUUUCACUUUCCUCCCCCCGUCAAGACGCCUCGCUGCCUAGGUACUUUUCCCACUUAUCCUCGGCAAACAACUCCUUCAUUAUCCUGCCCUUUUUCUUCUUUUCUUGCUCGUAUUGCUUUCUGGCUUUUUUGGCGUCUAGUAAUUUCUCUUUAGGCCGUGGUAUAUUUUUUGUUCCCUUUGGAAGUUCAACCCCUAACCCAAGCCUGUCGUCUUUUGGCUUUGGCUUGAGGGGGUGAUGGGGAGGUUGCAACUUGGGCAGAGGGGGGGUGUUGGGGAGGGUUUUGUUGAUGGGGGAUCUGAGUGGUUGUUAUCUGGGGAGUUUUCAUGUCCCAUGGGUGGUUUUGGUUCUGGUGGGAGGACGAGACCGAGAUAGAGGUCGGAUAUUGACUUUGACGUAUCCCAUGCUGGCUCGUCGGUGGAGACUGUCUUGAGAGAGGAGGAUGCCGGGACAAAGGUUACCGGGUUGCGGUAGAGGCCAGAGCCGAAGGGGCGUUUUUGCUGGAGGGGGAUUUCAUCUUCUGGGUUGUCGAAUGGGUCGAUGGGGAGGGUGGGAGUGGGUUCUGGUGGUG
Molecule: messenger RNA, 2965 nt
Organism: Podospora bellae-mahoneyi
Lineage: Eukaryota; Fungi; Ascomycota; Sordariomycetes; Sordariales; Podosporaceae
Exons: 5
Coding region: 519-1787 (422 amino acids)
Biological process (GO): RNA processing
Cellular component (GO): ribonucleoprotein complex; nucleus
Molecular function (GO): RNA binding
Source: RefSeq, a predicted model, not a curated record